This is a messenger RNA of Lycium ferocissimum, 909 nucleotides long. RefSeq lists its product as uncharacterized. Gene Ontology annotation, cellular component: nucleus. The record is from RefSeq and is a predicted model, not a curated record. Lineage: Eukaryota; Viridiplantae; Streptophyta; Magnoliopsida; Solanales; Solanaceae. The transcript is spliced from 2 exons. The coding region runs from base 1 to 909 and encodes 302 amino acids. Gene Ontology annotation, biological process: chromatin remodeling.
AUGGGGAAGUCCACUGAGCUAGUUAAAAUUCUUAAGAAGAAGAGGAUUAAUAUAGCUUGCGUCCAAGAGACUAAAUGGGUAGGAUCUAAAGCUAAGGAUGUGGACGAGUAUAAGUUAUGGUUCUCCGGUAAGUUGAUGUAUAGGAAUGGGGUAGGCAUUUUAGUAGAUAGUGAGCUAAAGGACCAGGUGGUAGAGGUUAGGAGGGUCAAUGACUGGAUGAUGGUGAUUAAGUUUGUCAUGGGAGGGUCUACUUUGAACAUUAUUAGUGUUUACGCGCCACAAGCAGACUUGGACGAGGAGGAGAAGAGACGCUUUUGGGAGGAUUUGGAUGAAGUGAUGGGAGGUAUACCGCCCAAGUUAUUCAUUGGAAGAGAUUUCAAUGGACACAUUGGAUUAUCUAUAGGGGGCUAUAACGAUGAGCAUGGAGGUUUUGGCUUCGAGGAAAGGAACGGAGGAGGGGUCUCACUCCUGGAUUUUGCAAAAGCUUUUGGAUUGGUGGUAGCCAACUCGAGUUUUCCAAAAAGGGAGCAGCAUCUGGUAACCUUCCGUAGUUCGACGGCUGCGACGCAUACAGACUUUUUGCUCCUUAGAAAAGAUGAUAAAGGUCUUUGUAAAGACUGCAAGGUCAUUCCGAGUGAGAACCUUACGACCCAGCAUAAGCUCUUAGUGAUGGAUUUGGAGAUUAAUAGGAAGAAUAAAAAGAGGGUUGUGGAUGACCGGCCGAGAAUCAGGGGAAACCAUGAUGGAGAACUCGCCGCAGCUAAAACAAGCUCAAUAGAGAUAGCAGCAACUACAGGGUUUGAAUUGAGUUCAGCCACAAUAACGAUGGGGAAUGAAAAGUUGAGCACACCGCCAAUUAAGAGCAAAGCAGUUUGGGCAAAGAAAGAACAGAGGCAUGGAAAAAACUGA